CUUAAAAAAAAAAAAAAAAAAAAAAAAAAAAAACACAAAAAACAGAGAAGGCAAAAAAGAAAACGGACUUAGAUCAGCUAAGCUGAGGGCCAUCUGCCAGGUCCUUUUUUUGCCCAGCCAUGCACAUUGUUUAUAACUGCUUCGAGUGGCCUCAGAUGUGCUUUGCCCCGCUCUCCUCCCCCCCCCCCUUUCUCGUCCCUCGCCCUUCCCCCUGCCCCUCCUAGCCGUCAGACUGAGUUGCCAGACUCCCAUCCGUCCCUCGUCCGUUUGAUUUCGUCCUAUAUUGAGCAAUUAGAUGCGUACGAAUUGUAGGAUGAUGAUGGUGGUCCCGACCCUGCGUCAGGUGCUUGUGCUUUCCCCUGUUCUCGCUGCUCUAUUCUGUGUGAUGACUUACAUAAACUUCCCCCCCCUUUUGCAAGGCCGACGAGUGACCGUCUGGAGCAAUGGCGAGGUGACGCUGCAGUGCACGGAAGCCUCCGGCGAGCCGUGCUCUGAGGAAGAACUGCUGAGGGGACCCUCUAGGGAAACCAUAGAGGGUCGUAACUUAUCCACAGCAGAUGUCUUCCUUCUUCGUCAAGCUGCAUCCUUCUGCUCUCUCUCACCUGCUCAGGAGAAGGAUCUCGAGGACAAGAUGGCUUUUGAAGGUGGCCCUCAGGUUGCCUACACUUCUCGUCCUAAUCAUCACGACAUGAGGUAUAAACUCCAACAAGGAGAAACAGGAGGAGAAGGAGGAGGUCCAGCGAGAGGUAGACGUCCUCGGCGAGUGGCGUUUCUAUUUUUAACUCGAGGCCCGUUGCCCUUGGCACCCCUCUGGGACCUGUUCUUCAGAGGUAAUGAACAGUUGUACUCUGUCGUGGUACAUACGUCUCCCGGUUUUGAGUUCGAAGAUACCAUGCCUGAGCCCUUCCUGGCGAAUGUGAUCAGGAGUGAGGAGGUGGCGUGGGGCACUCCGAGGAUGAUUGAUGCCGAGAGAAGGCUUCUCGCUUUCGCUCUGUUGAAUCCGCUUAACCAGAGGUUCGUACUCGUGUCAGAGACCUGCCUUCCCCUGCACAACUUCACCUUCAUUUACGAAUAUCUAAUGGCCUGCCCGUCGAGUUUCAUUCAAAGUCAACCGCCCUCCCCUCCCUCCGAUUACUUCCUGAGUUAUCGGUGGCCGGCGAGGUACAUUCCCAUGAUGAUGCCGGAGGUUAGGGCCUCGCAAUGGAGGAAAGGGUCCCAGUGGUUUGCUCUAAACAGGAGGCACGCAGCUAUGGCGGUUAACGACACUGUGUAUUAUCCCAAGUUUGAGAGAUGGUGCCGGGGGGACAAGUGGCAUGGCCAUUGUUUGUCUGACGAGCAUUACCUGCAGACUCUGCUGCAUAUCUUGGACCCUGACGGACUGGAAAGAAGGACGCUGACCUUCACCGACUGGUCAUCCGAGGACUGGGGGCAUCCCAAGACCUUUACGGCGGAGCUGAUCACCGACCAGUUCAUUCAGGAGAUAAGGUCAGUUAGAAACUGUAAGUGGAACGACCGACGAGACAAAGAGUGCUACCUGUUCCUACGGAAGAUAGACGCGGAGGCUAUUCAGCAGAUGGAGAAAGUGGGCAGGCGGUUUGGGAUAUGGAGGUGAUUUGGGUGACAGCCAUGGAGUCACAUGUAUAUAUGCGUGUAUGUUGUCAUGGCAUUUUCACACGACAUACGGAAUGA
This is a messenger RNA of Chara braunii, 1689 nucleotides long. The record is from the annotation of a GenBank genome assembly. Lineage: Eukaryota; Viridiplantae; Streptophyta; Charophyceae; Charales; Characeae.